Molecule: messenger RNA, 636 nt
Organism: Setaria italica (foxtail millet)
Lineage: Eukaryota; Viridiplantae; Streptophyta; Magnoliopsida; Poales; Poaceae
Product: BTB/POZ domain-containing protein At1g55760-like
Exons: 1
Coding region: 1-636 (211 amino acids)
Molecular function (GO): protein binding
Source: RefSeq, a predicted model, not a curated record
AUGCUGCAGACAGGCGCGCAGUCUGCUUUCGCCCAGAUGCUAAACGACGGCAUCCUCACCGACAUCGUCGUCAACGCCAUCGGCGGUAGCAUCAGGGCACACCGUGCCGUCCUGGCCGCGCACUCGGCGGUGUUCAGGUGCAUGUUCUCGCACGACCUCAGGGAGAAGGAGCAGUCCGCGGUGGACAUCUCGGACAUGUCUUCCGACGGGUGCCAGGCCUUGAUCAGCUACCUCUACGGCACGCUGUCCGAGGAGGAGUUCUUGGCCCACCGGAGCGAGCUCCUCUUCGCCGGCGACAAGUACGGCAUCGCCGGACUCAAGGAAACCUGCGAGAAGAGCCUGAUCGACGACGUCGACACGGACAACGUGCUCGAGAGGCUGCAGAUGGCACACCUGUACGGGCUGUCGGCGCUCAAGAGGACCUGCAUGACUAUGCUUGUGGAGUUCAAGAGGGUGCACAGGAUACCAGAGGAUUUCCGCGAGUUCGCGCGGACAGGGGAUGGGGAUCUCGUAGCCGAGGUCAUGGAAAGUUGCAGACGACAAGGUUACUUACCACCUUGGUAUGAUCUUGCGAGCGCUGGCAGGGUGAGGAACCAGCUAGUACUAGUUCCUAAAAAAGAAGAUGAUCCUGCUUAG